This is a messenger RNA of Xenopus laevis (African clawed frog), 2526 nucleotides long. It is a transcript of the gene kcnj10.L, whose product is annotated as potassium inwardly rectifying channel subfamily J member 10 L homeolog. Gene Ontology annotation, cellular component: membrane; plasma membrane. Gene Ontology annotation, molecular function: inward rectifier potassium channel activity. Gene Ontology annotation, biological process: regulation of monoatomic ion transmembrane transport; potassium ion transport; potassium ion import across plasma membrane. The record is from RefSeq and is marked provisional. Lineage: Eukaryota; Metazoa; Chordata; Amphibia; Anura; Pipidae.
GGGGGAGACCCGCUGGUCCUGGUGCCAGACGCUGCCGGAGGGAGGAACAUUGAGUGGGACAUUGAGUGGGACAUUGAGUGGAUCAGUGAGUGGAUCGGUGAGUGGAAUAUUGAGUGGAACAUUGAGUGGAACAUUGAGUGUGUCCAGUACCCACUGUGCCAAUCCCAGUCCAGCGACCUCCCACUAUCUGCCGACUGGCAAGAUGACUUCUGCAGUGAAGGUCUAUUACAGUCAGACCACCCAAACAGAUAGUCGCCCUCUAAUUGGCUCAAGCCUAAGAAGGAGGAGGGUCAUGACCAAGGAUGGGAGGAGCAAUGUCCGCAUGGACCACAUCACAGACAAAGGGUUCCUCUACCUCAAGGACUUGUGGACAACAUUCAUUGACAUGCAGUGGAGGUACAAGCUGCUCCUGUUCUCUGCAACCUUUGCUGGGACAUGGUUUAUUUUUGGGGUCAUUUGGUACUUGGUGGCUCUGGUGCAUGGUGACGUCUUAGAAUUUAAUGCUCCGGCCAACCACACCCCAUGUGUCAUGCAAGUGCACACGCUCACUGGCGCUUUCCUCUUCUCAUUGGAAUCUCAGACAACUAUAGGCUACGGAUUCCGUUACAUCAGCGAGGAAUGUCCCUACGCUAUUAUUCUCCUCAUUACUCAGCUGGUCCUCACCACCAUCAUGGAGAUCUUUAUCACAGGAACAUUCUUGGCCAAAAUUGCCCGUCCCAAAAAAAGGGCAGAAACCAUCAAAUUCAGCCAGAAUGCAGUGGUGUCCCAGCACGAGGGCAAGUUGUGCCUAAUGAUUCGGGUGGCCAAUAUGAGGAAGAGUCUGCUGAUUGGCUGCCAGGUGACAGGAAAGCUCUUGCAGACCCACCUCACUAAAGAAGGUGAGAAUGUCCAUCUCAAUCAGAUCAAUGUGGACUUCCAGGUGGACACUUCCUCAGACAGCCCCUUUCUCAUCCUGCCACUCACCUUCUACCACAUUAUUGAUGAGUCCAGCCCCCUGAGGGACGUGGCCCUUCGCUCAGGAGAAGGGGACUUUGAGCUGGUGGUGAUUCUCAGUGGCACCGUGGAACCAACUAGUGCGACUUGCCAAGUGCGGACAUCAUACCUCCCUGAGGAGAUCUUGUGGGGCCAUGAGUUCAGCCCAGUGAUUUCAGUCUCCUCCAGUGGGAAAUAUGUGGCUGACUUUAGUCUGUUUGACCAAGUGCUGAAAGUGUCCCCUCCAUGCUGCAUCCAUGAGACAGUACGAUUUGGGGAUUCAGAGAAGCUCAAGCUGGAAGAGUCUUUUAAGGAUAAACCUCAGAAAGAGGGGAGCCCCCUCAGCGUGAGAAUCAGCAAUGUUUGAUCUCCAGGAUUAGCUAAUUAUUACUACUAUCAUGUUUUCCUCUACAGUAGGUACCUGGCUAUCCCCAUAAGGGGCCCUAUAACUCCUAGGAAAUAGUUAUGAAACCCACCACUUGAAUGUUCCAGAAGGUCACUGGCCAUUCUCAUGGGUAUUGCAGAGGAAGGCUCUAUAUUACACUGGGCAUUUAUUUUAGGUUUAGGGGGGGCUUCUUGCCUUGAUCUUGAACUCUACUAUUUAAGGGAACUGGUGGACAUCACUGUGUGGACUAGAGGCACUACAAUUGACAACAAGAAUGUAUUGAUUCUUUUACUGAGAUCCAAACACCACCAUACCCCAUUAUCCCCUGACUCUAACCCGACUUUAGUCUUGACUCCGCCCAGCACCAAUCAUUUUGCUUCUUCCCCAGACUGUUGAGCCAACUCUUUGCUUGGCACCUCUUCUAAACUCUAUGGCCUUCUUGCUCAUUAGCUUCACACGAGUGCCUGUUCCAUUGACAUAAAUGUAAUUGGGGCACCCCAGGUUUUACAAAUUGAAGAUGCUGAGGUGUGUCAGGUUCACUCAAAUGGCAGUGACUGGUGUAGAGAUCACCCCUUAUCUCAGAACAUACUUAGAAACUCUCAACCCAAACCCUGUGGAGUCAAGGAAUAUGGGUCAUGGGCAUUAAGAGGUUGGCAUGCUGCUAGAACCAGUCCCUGAUUUGUUGUACAGGAGAGGGGGGCACAGAGGCCUUAAUCAGGACAAGAUACUUGAGCAGAGGACAUUUCUUCAUACGAUUUGCAGAAAUUAGAAAUAGUCCAGGAAUCAGCAGUACUUAGUCUUCAGUCACCCUUUAUUAGUGUAUUCCCACUCACAACAUGUUUCGGGAGCUGGUCCCUUUUUGAACUUGAAAAUACAGCAAUAAAGUCUGAUUGCAGAGUAAGUGCUGCUGGUUCCUGGUCUGUUUCUUAUUUCUACAAAUCGAAUGUUUAUCACAUGACGGAUGGUGAAACAGCAGGUCUACAAGUAUCGGGUUUUUUUCACUCAUCCUUCUCUGAUUAAGACAUUUCUUCAUAUCAUGUUGUACAUCACACUGGAUGAUAAGAGCUGGGGAACCAGUAACUUGUGAUUUCUAUGAUACAUUUUGUACUAACGUUGCACCUUAAAUAACAAUACUAUAUAUAUAUAUAUAUAUAUAUAUACGAACCCUA